This is a messenger RNA of Bombyx mandarina (wild silkworm), 965 nucleotides long. It is a transcript of the gene mRRF1, whose product is annotated as mitochondrial ribosome recycling factor 1. The record is from RefSeq and is a predicted model, not a curated record. Lineage: Eukaryota; Metazoa; Arthropoda; Insecta; Lepidoptera; Bombycidae.
AGAUUAUAUAUAACCUAAACAAAGAGUUAUUCUCAACAAGUUUACAUGGUUUUAUGCAUCUUGCACAAAAUAUAUUUCAGUAUAAAUGUAACAUUAUUUUUAACGUUUGUAGAAUGGGGACUAGAAUACUCCAAAGACUAAUUGUGUCAACAUUUCUAAAUAAUGUUACACCCAGACGGCAAUUAAGGUUAUGUGAAAAAAUAGUUUGUGCCCAUAAUUUAAACACAACUUACGUUAGGAAUUAUGCAAAAAGUAAAGACAAAGGAAAGGAAAAAAAAGGUAAAGGCACUAAAGUUGAAAUUAAUAUGGCAGUUCUCUCCGAACUUAUACCGGUAGACAAGAUGAAAGACCGCUGCAGUGCCGCUAUUGAAAAUAUGAAGGCGGAUUUUGCUAAACAUUUGUCUAUAAGAUCAACCACUGGCUCGAUAGACACAAUACCAGUAAAAUUCGAGGGCAAAGAAUAUGAACUACAAGAACUAGCUCAGAUUGUAAGAAAGAAUCCUAAAACGAUAGUAAUAAACUUCUCUUCUUUUCCCCAAGUCAUACCGGAGGCCUUGAAAGCCAUCAGUAGUUCUGGUCUAAAUUUAAAUCCACAACAAGAUGGAACUACACUGUUUGUGCCUGUGCCUAAAGUCACAAAGGAGCACAGGGAAGCAUUGGCUAAGAAUGCUAAGGUGUUGUACAUAAAGUGUAGGGAUGCACUCAAAGACAUACAAAAUGAAAACAUAAAGAAAAUGAAGAAACAGACUGGUGUAUCUGAAGAUUUAAUAUUUAACGGAACAAAACAAAUAAAUGCUUUGUGUGAAAAAUAUCUAUUAGAAGCGAGAAGUAUUUAUGAUGCCAAAUGUGUUGAAUUAGUUGGGAAGUAGGUGUUUGUGGAAAUAACUUUGUGUUGUUAAUGAAUAGAAUAAUAUGCAUAAUAUAUAUUUAAGAAAAUAUGCCAUGCAUCUUUUCAAUAAACACCA